Messenger RNA from Odontomachus brunneus, 1248 nucleotides. RefSeq names its product odorant receptor 49b-like. The record is from RefSeq and is a predicted model, not a curated record. The transcript is spliced from 6 exons. The coding region runs from base 67 to 1203 and encodes 378 amino acids. Gene Ontology annotation, biological process: sensory perception of smell; detection of chemical stimulus involved in sensory perception of smell. Gene Ontology annotation, cellular component: plasma membrane. Gene Ontology annotation, molecular function: odorant binding; olfactory receptor activity. Lineage: Eukaryota; Metazoa; Arthropoda; Insecta; Hymenoptera; Formicidae.
GCGAGGUAUAAACUGUAAUAAACAGCAGUUAUCUAUGAUACACUUGUACGUCAGCUUGGCAUAAUCAUGCAAGAAAAAGUAACGCUAAAAAAGGUGAUAGUUGUCAUGAAGUUGAGUUUAUUCGUUAUAUGGUUUUGGCCGCUGCCACAGAACACCAGUAAACGCAAGCUGCUUUAUCUGAAGUUGUAUGAGUUCGUCUCUGUGCUACUGGCAAUAAUGUUUUUAGCAUCGGUGUUAUAUGGUUUGAUGAGAAAUUUAAAUAAUCCUAGUCUCGUCAUAAAAUCAGUCUUGUCUUUGUUUCCUAUCUGUCACCUUAUCUGGAAUAUUUUAAGUCAUGCAGUUAUUUAUCAACGCUUACAAUACGUUACUUUCGAAAUGGAGAACUUUUGCGCACUGAUCGACCCUCACGAGGAAGCGAUUAUUCAACGAAAAUACAUCGAUAAGUAUACCAGCUUUUACGGUUUUUGCAUAGCUUCAUUCUACCUAACUCCUCUCGUUAUCGUCAUGGGACCUAUUGUGUUGGACCAGCCACUUCCAGUAUUUGCCGAAUUUCCGUUUGACGUAUCUCGUCAACCACUGAGAGCUAUUACAUACAUACAUCAAGCUGUCGUAGCCGUGCUAAUAUCAGGAUAUUUGUCGGUAAACGCUUUCAUGGCGUUGUUAAUCUGGUUGACGUCAGCGAGGUUUAAAUUGUUGAGCGAAGAUAUACGGGCAGCUACGAAUAUCUAUGAUUUUAUAAAGUGCAUCGAUAAACAUCAAUAUUUACUUAAAUACGCAUCGGAAAUUGCUCUUACAGUUCGUCCCUAUGCAGUAGGUGCAGUGCUUUUCACUACUGUAUCGAUAGUAGUGUUCAGUCUUAUUUUUAUUUUAGAAGCAGCAUUACCAGUGAAAAUUCAAGCUAUAUUCUUAGCCUUCAGCACAUUAUCGGAAGUAUUUAUGUAUGCGUGGCCUGCCGAACAUUUAAUCCAUGCGAGCAAUGAUGUGGCACAAGCAACCUUUGAAACGGAAUGGUACAAUAAAUCAAACAAUCUUCGGAAAAACUUACAAAUAGUUAUACUAAGAAGCCAGAAACCAGUAGUUAUUGCAUUACCAUACGGUUUGCCAACGUUAUCUUUACGUUAUUAUACGUCGUAUCUAUCAACUAUAUUCUCCUACUUCACAACGAUGCGAAUAAUGUUCGAAGAGAAAAGCAAUGAAAUAUAAGCAAGACAACAUAGUUCUAACGAGUUUUAAUGAAGUAGAAUUUUC